This is a messenger RNA of Tribolium madens (black flour beetle), 642 nucleotides long. It is a transcript of the gene purple, whose product is annotated as 6-pyruvoyl tetrahydrobiopterin synthase. Gene Ontology annotation, cellular component: mitochondrion. Lineage: Eukaryota; Metazoa; Arthropoda; Insecta; Coleoptera; Tenebrionidae. Gene Ontology annotation, molecular function: 6-pyruvoyltetrahydropterin synthase activity. Gene Ontology annotation, biological process: tetrahydrobiopterin biosynthetic process. Bases 115 to 546 code for a protein of 143 amino acids. The transcript has 3 exons. The record is from RefSeq and is a predicted model, not a curated record.
UGUAGGCAAACGACAAUACACAUCGUUUUUGUUUUUGUUUGUGCACUUAACCUUCAAGUGUUAAACCUAGUUUUAAGUAUAAAUCACCGUCGAAAUACUCCAAAUUAUAAAAAAAUGUCUGACUCAAGACCCCCCAGAGCUUAUCAAACCCGCAAAAUCACAUUUUCAGCUAGCCACCGUUUGCACAGCCCCUAUUUGAACAACGCCGAAAACGCUCAAGUUUACGGAAAAUGCAACCACAUUAAUGGCCACGGACACAAUUACAUUGUAAAAGUGACUCUUUUUGGCGAGAUUGACCCCAAAACCGGAAUGAUUAUGAAUAUGACCGAGCUGAAACAGUUUAUGGAGGAGGCUGUAAUGAAACAACUCGAUCAUAAAAAUUUGGACAAGGAUGUUGAAUUUUUCCAAACUAGGGCUAGCACCACUGAAAAUGUGACCCUUUUCAUAUGGGAGAGGAUGAAAGCGGUGAUGUCAAGGCCGGAAUUGUUGCACGAAGUUGUGGUUUAUGAAACCGAAAAUAAUAUUGUUAAAUACAAAGGCGAAUAGGCUUUAUUUUUGUAAAAAGUGAUUAUUAUAUAUAAUAUAUAGCGACAUUAUUAUAACAUUCCUAUUUUCAUGCAAAUAAACAGUUUUUUGAUUGAA